CCACGCAUAUUUUGGCAAGGCGAAUAAGAAGCGCCUGUAGAUAUUAUACCACGAAGGGACGAGGGUGGCGCACAACUGAAAAUGUUCGACCCAAAAAAUCCCUAGCAACUCAACCAUCCAUCUCUCUAACCCUUUCUCACUCAAAACCUGCAACUCGACCAUCAAUUGCCAAUCGCCCAAACGAAGCUCAACCCUCCAGCAACUCCUGUCCUCCUCAGCUCAGGUCUAUUCCCCUCAUCGCCCCCAUUGCUGCAAGCUAAGAGCUCAGCGAAGGCUACGCAUCAACAUUACCAAACAGGCAAAAAUAGCAGCACCACAGGUUCCCAACAUACAGGCUGCCAAUUUUCACUUUCUUCCAUAUUCCAGAAAGUCAGCAGCAGGGAGAAUCCCUGGGAAAUUGCAGAGAAAGUUAUCAAAUGCACCCUUAGGGACUCAGCUGAAUGAGUGUAUUGGAUAAGAGACUUGAAUAAACCUAGAAAUAUUUUUGCCUCCAUGGAUUCAUCAUCUACGGAGAAGCGCCAACGCCUCUCUUGCACCAAGUAUUUUGACGCUCUCUGGUUCUGUUACUCUCCGGUUCACCAAAUGCAGCAGUAUUAUAGGCUUGGAGUUCUGGAUAAUUGCUCUGAAAAGUGGAAUGCACUAGUUGAUUGUCUUAAUCUAAAAACAAAACGGACAUCUGAAGUCGAGUACUUUCCUGACAAUUCACCUCAGCAUGAUGCAAGUGCAGCACCUAAAGAAGAGAUUCUUGAGGCUCGUGAGAAGAGCAGGACCCAUAUUUGGUCAUUCCGAAAUGUGGAGGAAGCUUCGACGCAUUGGCAAGAACUGUUUGGUCACAUAAAUGAGGGUGAAUGACAAAAACAUGUUGCUGGCUUUUGGGUAUAUUCAUGCUUACCCUUGGAAUUAAAUUGUAAAAAUUCGAGUCUCAAGUAAUAAAAUUUCUGCUUAAAGGUGUGUCUGGAUGCUUCCCAAAAUGCAUGCUACAUGUUUUCAGUGGCUUUUUCACUGAGGACUGGAAUAUGUGCCAGUGGCUUCUUUGGAUGCUACUUUUUACUUGUUUUUUAUGUGUGCAUCGGUACAAGAAACACCACCACUUUGUUUAAAGAAUUGACACAUAAAU
Messenger RNA from Amborella trichopoda, 1117 nucleotides. RefSeq lists its product as uncharacterized. Lineage: Eukaryota; Viridiplantae; Streptophyta; Magnoliopsida; Amborellales; Amborellaceae. The record is from RefSeq and is a predicted model, not a curated record.